AUGACAACAAAGUUGGCUGGCAAAGAUCGGUACGAAAGUUUGAAACAUCUUGGUGAAGGUCAAUUCGCUAAUGUGUACUUGGCCAAAGACUUGGAGACUGAUGACUUUGUAGCUAUUAAAAAGGUAAUGCUUUGGCAUAUUUGUACUUCAAAACGUUUUAAUCGAUAAUGUUAGGAUGAAUCUUUAUUCAACAGGCUUUUUUGGUACAAUUUGUAAAAACUUGUAAUUUCAGAUUAAAUUAGGUGGUCGAGAAGAAGUCCGAGACGGAGUGAACAGAACUGCCUUAAGGGAGAUCAAAUUGCUACAGGAGUUGAGGCACGAGAACAUUAUUACGGUACGCUACUUUGUUUUAUGAGCGUAUUUAUCGCAUAGUUGCCAAUUUAUUUGUAAUUAAACCAUAUUAAAUUAAUGUGUUUUGCGAUUAAUAAUUAUUAUUUAGUUGAGAGACGUGUUUGGGCGGAAGAAUAACAUCCAAUUAGUGUUUGACUUUAUGGAAACUGAUCUGGAACAGCUUCUGAAGAACUCGUCUGUCAUUCUGAUGGGAUCUCACGUCAAGAACAUGGUCAUGCAGAUGUGUUUGGGCGUAGAGUAUCUUCACAUGCACUUUAUUCUACACAGGGUAUGACAUUUUUUAAGUUUAAGUUUAUAUUUAAAUAUUUUUUUACCCUAUUAUAUUAUGAUGACUAUCUUCAGGAUUUGAAGCCGAAUAACCUGUUGAUAAACUCAGCCGGUCGAAUGAAAGUGACUGAUUUUGGUUUGGCUAGAUUCUUUGGAUCACCGACUAGAGAAUACACUCACCAAGUUGUGACAAGAUGGUACCGAUGUCCCGAACUACUGUAUGGUGCGCGGGCUUAUGGAGUGGGCGUGGAUAUAUGGGCAGUUGGGUGUAUCAUCGCUGAACUGUUACUAAGGGUACCCUUGUUUCAAGGAGAAAGCGACCUCGACCAGUUGGUCAAGAUCUUCACGGUACUAGGGGCUCCUAUUGAUGAGGAUUGGCCGGUAAGUAGUACUUUAUUAUUUUAUAAAGAUUUUAUGUUGAGAUUGUGCUUGAGCUAAUAGUUUUAAGUAACAAAAUUAUUUUCAGAAAAGAAAGUCUUUGCCAGACUUCAUCGAAGUUCGACCAUCGCUACCGAAUCCAGUAGAUCUUCGUGGACUUUUCACUGCAGCUUCAGAUAACCUACUAGAAUUGAUGCGAGGGUGCCUCAGAUUCGAUCCUUUGAAGCGAUUAACAGCGACAGAAGCUCUGAAUUCAUUGUACUUUAGGGAAGAACCGUUUGCCUGCAAUGAUGAUCAACUCCCUGUACCUAAAAGCGACAAUGCCAUGGCCUACGGUACUCGGAAGCGAAGAAGAUUUGCAGAAGGCGAGGCUUCUCCGCCUGCCAGAAGGACACUCUUUCCUUGA
This is a messenger RNA of Bursaphelenchus okinawaensis, 1402 nucleotides long. The record is from the annotation of a GenBank genome assembly. NCBI's taxonomy places the organism in Eukaryota, Metazoa, Nematoda, Chromadorea, Rhabditida, Aphelenchoididae.